This is a messenger RNA of Chelmon rostratus (copperband butterflyfish), 1465 nucleotides long. RefSeq names its product eukaryotic translation initiation factor 4E family member 2 related sequence 1 (gene eif4e2rs1). Bases 133 to 810 code for a protein of 225 amino acids. Gene Ontology annotation, molecular function: translation initiation factor activity; RNA 7-methylguanosine cap binding. The transcript is spliced from 7 exons. NCBI's taxonomy places the organism in Eukaryota, Metazoa, Chordata, Actinopteri, Chaetodontiformes, Chaetodontidae. The record is from RefSeq and is a predicted model, not a curated record. Gene Ontology annotation, cellular component: cytoplasm; eukaryotic translation initiation factor 4F complex. Gene Ontology annotation, biological process: translational initiation.
ACGGCGUUUAGUUCAUUAAACAGUGCAGUGGAGCCGCACGAGGAGUAACGGGAGAAGAAAAAUAAAGUAAAAAGUGAAGUAAUAAAGUAGAUAUAAGUGAGAAUAAAGAGAAGACGGUGUGACGGAGGAGACAUGAACCAGCUGGAGCGUCCAAAAGAUGAGGAGGACCAGGAAGAGUCAGAGUGUCACCAUGACAACAGUGAUGGGACCAACAAUAACAAUAACAACAACCGACACAAGACGGUGUGUCCAGAUGUCGGUGAACAUCCCCUCCAGUAUAACUACACCUUCUGGUACAGCAGAAGAACUCCGAGUCGUCCUGCGAGUUCUCAGAGUUAUGAACAAAACAUCCGACAGAUCGGCACUGUGGCAUCGGUGGAGCAGUUCUGGAGGUUUUACAGUCACCUGGUCCGACCAGGUGAUUUGAGUGGACACAGUGACUUCCACCUGUUCAAGGAGGGAAUCAAACCCAUGUGGGAGGAUGAGUUGAACCGCAGCGGGGGGAAGUGGAUCAUUCGUCUUCGUAAAGGUUUGGCCACUCGAUUCUGGGAGAACAUCAUACUGGCCAUGUUGGGAGAGCAGUUCAUGGUGGGAGAGGAGAUCUGUGGAGCUGUGGUCUCCAUACGCUUCCAGGAGGACAUACUGUCGAUUUGGAACAGAACGUCCAACGACCAAACGACGACAUCCAGAAUCAGAGACACUUUAAGACGAGUCCUGAACCUUCCGACCAACACCAUCAUGGAGUACAAGACACAUAAUGACAGCCUCAGGGACAACUCGAGCUUCAGAAACACAAAGAUUUCCCUCUGAAGACAAAUGUGUCAGCUGACUGUCCUCCUGUCCAAUCAGAAGGCACAUCAUCAUCAUCAUCAUCAUCGCCAUUGGCCAGUGGAGGAGUGUGUGAGUGUGUGUGUGAGUGUGUGUGUGUGUGUGUGUGUGUGUGUGUGUGUGUGUGUGUGUGUGUGUGUGUGUGUGUGUGCGCGCGUGUGUGUGUGCGUUUGGUGACUGUUGGCUAAUAAACUGACUGAACUUAAGUUGUUUAUCUGUUUUAUUGUUUGUAACAUUGAUUGAUUCUUCACUGAUUGAUUAUUGAUGAGCAGCUUCAGGAAGAUAUUCUCAGAUCUUUUCAUUUCAACCCAACAUGUACAAUCCAACCAGUAUAACCAGUAUAACCAGUUGUUGCUGGUCUGGCCUGCAGAGUUUGAGCAGACAGGAUUUUGUAUUUGUUUUUUUUAAGUUUUUGUUUUCUUUGUGUUAAUUAAACUGAAUAUUUGUUGAAUUUGUCGUUUCUGUUUUACCCAUUAUAUAAAAUAAGUCAUGAAAAAUAAUGUGGGAACUAAAGACAUUCAGGUGGAUUUUUAAUUUUUUACUGAUAAGUACAUCAGUGAGGUCAAUACAACUGUAAGAUUAAAAGACUAAUCGAUUCAACAACCAAUAAAUCACAGGAAUGAAAAAAUAAGCAUCA